Messenger RNA from Eruca vesicaria subsp. sativa (arugula), 783 nucleotides. The record is from the annotation of a GenBank genome assembly. NCBI's taxonomy places the organism in Eukaryota, Viridiplantae, Streptophyta, Magnoliopsida, Brassicales, Brassicaceae.
UUACUCUGAUUCCCAAUACAUAAAAAAAAACACCCUAAAGAAAGUGAGCUAAUAGAUAGAAAGUGAGAGAUGGGAAACAGUCUAAGGUGUUGUCUAGCUUGUGUUCUUCCAUGUGGAGCACUAGACUUAAUCAGGAUCGUUCAUCUAAACGGCCACGUUGACGAGAUCACACGAUCAAUAACCGCUGGAGAAAUCCUCCAGGCAAAUCCAAACCAUGUCCUAAGCAAACCAUGUUCUCAAGGAGUUGUCCGCAAGAUCUUGAUCUUGUCCCCUGAAUCCGAACUCAAGCGAGGAAGUAUAUAUUUUCUCAUCCCUGAUUCUUCCUUGCCAGAGAAGAAAAGAAGGAGAAAAGAGAGUCAUAGUCCGAACAAGACCCUCAACAACAACAACCCUAGGGCUGACCUUGGAGAAGUUAAAGAUGUGAAACUGUGUGAGAAGUACUUGGAAGAAGUUGUGUCGACGGCUUCAAAUGGUAAUAAAGAACAACGUCAUCGCCGGCGGCAUAGUAGAUCGGUUUCAGUAUCCUCGUGGCAGCCACAUCUUGACAGUAUCUCUGAGGAUCUUAAUUAACUCUUAUUUCUUUUUUUUCUUUCUAGCUAAUGGUGUGUAUUUUUUUGUCCGGGCGCCGGAUUUUUAUUUCCGAGAGAUUUUUUUUGUUUGUGUGGAAAAUAUCACGAAAAAUUAUAUAAUGUUUAUAAGUUAUGUGCUAAAUGGUGUUGUAAUUUGGAGCCACCAAGAUUAUUCCUCUUGGAAAGUGUAUGUGAUGGAUCUGUCUACGGAAAA